UGCUCCACCUUCGUGUCGAAUAUCUUAACGGCGGAUAUUUAUCUUUCGCCAGAGGAUCUUCUCAUGGAUACGAGCGCGGCUGGAAAUGACACUGACUAUAAUGAAAUUCUCUCUCAAAUCUCGGUGAGCUUGAAUAAUGCUCUGAACACGUAUGGUGCUUCGUCUCCGCAGUAUCAGACGAUCCUCUCGAUUCUCAAGGAUUGUCUGCAGAAAUAUGGGUGCGAUGGUCGACAAACACACGAGCUGGAUCCGGAUACCCUGAGUCUGGCAAUGGGUUUCUUGGAGAUCGGGAGAUAGUCUGCCCCUCGAUCAGUUGGAUGAGAAAAGUCUUACAAAGUGGUGUCGACAGGCGCAAUGUACGGGAGUAAUCCACGAGCUUGAUCGGGCCCAUGGCAAAUAUCAUGCCUACAAAGAACCAGAGAACACUCCGUCGCGGACUGGCAAAACAUAGACUACACAUACA
Molecule: messenger RNA, 463 nt
Organism: Aspergillus campestris IBT 28561
Lineage: Eukaryota; Fungi; Ascomycota; Eurotiomycetes; Eurotiales; Aspergillaceae
Exons: 2
Coding region: 64-297 (77 amino acids)
Source: RefSeq, a predicted model, not a curated record